GAGAGGGAGAGGGAGGUGGGGGUUGUAGUUGAAAUGCUCGCUUCAUUCCUGUGUGGAGGAAGAAGUGAUCACUUCUCUCUCUCCUCCUCUCAGCUGCUGCCUUCCUUUCCUCUUCCUCCUUCAUCCCUUCGUUCUCCUCGGACACUGAAGCGUCGCGUUCUGCCCCGGAUGGAAGUUGCGCUCCGCGGAUCCACCGGAGAGUCCCGCAGCUUCUCCCCGUGAGGAGGGCGAUCUGCCCCCCCACCGUCCUGCGGAGCUCAGCGGCCCCGGAGGACCCGGGACUCGCACCCGCAGACAAGCCGACACGGAGGUGACGGCCUGUUGUUUUCCUCUGAGCUGCUGCGUCCAGGAAACUGUUGACUGACAAACACAAAAUGUCUCCGUCUGACGUCAGAUUGCUGAUCCUCUGUCUCCUGCUCCUCUUCACCACGGUCUGGAGCCAGCAGGUUCCCUUUAACUGUGUGAUCAAGCGGGAGCAGGAGAAAUGUCAGGAGAUGAUGGCCUCGGACGAUCCCGGGAACGAUCCCGAGUUCGGUUGUCCGUGGAUGUGGGACAACCUGACGUGUUGGCAGCCGGCGAAGAUCGGUGAGGUGGUCGAGGUCAACUGUCCCGAACUCUUCUCUCAGUUCAUGAGCGAGGAAGACUUCGAGGUGGGGACGGUGAGUCGGAACUGCAGUGAGUUCGGCUGGUCCGAGACCAUCCCCCACUACAUCGACGCCUGUCUGUACGAGGAGGGAAACAGCAGCCACCCGGACAUGUACUUUGUGUCGGUGAAGGCUCUGUACACCGUCGGCUACAGCACCUCUCUGGUCUCCCUCACCACAGCCAUGGUGAUCCUGUGCAGGUUCAGGAAGCUGCACUGCACCAGGAACUUCAUCCACAUGAACCUGUUUGUGUCCUUCAUGCUGAGGGCCAUUUCUGUCUUCAUCAAAGACGGCGUGUUGUACGCCAAAGAGGACAGCGAGCACUGCUUCAUCCACACGCUGGAGUGUCGAGCGGUGAUGAUAUUCUUCCACUACUGCGUCCUCUCCAACUACUUCUGGCUCUUCAUCGAGGGCCUGUACCUCUUCACGCUGCUGGUGGAGACCUUCUUCCCCGAGAAGAGAUACUUCUACUGGUACAUCAUCAUCGGCUGGGGGGCGCCCACCGUGUGCGUGACCAUCUGGGCGGUGCUGCGGCUGCACUUCGAUGACAUCGGCUGCUGGGACAUGAACGACAACGCUGCCAUCUGGUGGGUGAUAAAGGGACCUGUGCUGGCCUCCAUCAUGAUAAACUUUGUUCUCUUCAUCGGAAUCAUCGUCAUCCUGGUGCAGAAGCUGCAGUCUCCAGACAUCGGAGGAAACGAGUCCAGUAUUUACCUGAGGCUGGCUCGCUCCACUCUGCUGCUCAUUCCUCUGUUUGGGAUCCACUACACUGUGUUCGCCUUCUCCCCGGAGAACGUGAGCAAGCGGGAGCGUCUGGUGUUUGAACUCGGACUCGGAUCCUUCCAGGGUUUCGUGGUGGCCGUCCUCUACUGCUUCCUGAACGGAGAGUAUAUCCCUCAAGGUGCAAUCGGAGAUCAAGAGGAAAUGGCGCAGCUGGACGGUGAACAGGUACUUUGCUGUGGACCUGAAGCACCGGCAUCCUUCGCUGGCGAGCAGUGGGGUGAACGGGGGAACGCAGCUGUCCAUCCUCAGCAAGAGCAGCUCGCAGAUCCGCAUGUCCAGCCUGCAGGCCGAGACCCCGGCCACCUGAGCGCCGCCGCCGGGGACGCCACUCCCGCCACUGGACCUGACGCCGCCACAUCCACACCUCCCACCCUCGUCCCGAUGACCAGCCUCACCAACCCGUUCCUCAACCCGUACCCCAACCCGUACCCGGACGACACCGCGAUGGAAAUUGACCAGGUCUGACCUGCCUCGACCCCGAAACACGACUAAACCUGAACGCCAGACGCCAAAUAACCAGACACUUCACGUCCUGACCUCUGACCCGGAUCAGCUGGAGUGAAACUAACUCCUCUAGAAGGACGGGACUGAGGAAUCAAUCUAGCGUCUUGUUGGGCUGAAUCGUGCAGGAGCCGCGUGCUCGUUCCUCUGUACAUAACGUGUUCGUGUUGACAUCGUCUGGUGCUAGUGUCGGCUGCUGCUGGUGCGAGGGACCAGUGUGUUGCUGCAGAGACUCUGCAGCGUGUGUGCGUCGUCUCCCGGUGACGGUUCAUACAUUCGUCCUCCAGCUUCACCUCGUCUUUUUAAAACAUGUCCGACUGUAAUAACUUCACAGGUUCACAGCUGCUGCUCCGUUCAGAUUUAGAGACCAAACGCUGGUGGCUCUGAUGUAAAUACGUUAAAGGGCCGAUAAUUCAUCAAGUCUUAGAAAUCACAUUGACGAGAUUUUGAUUAUCAGCCGUAAAAGUUUAACCAUCCGAGGUAGACUCACCACAAGCUACGAGAUUGUGAAACAAAUAUAUGUUCUCCUGCAGAAGCAACAAGUUCGUACGAGAUCAACUGCGUUUUAUAAAGAAAACGUGUUUUAUUCACAACAUCAGAGAAGCGCCACACUACCCACAAUCCUCAGGUGUAGUGGCGACGUCUCUGAUUGGUGUAACUCACCGUUACCAUGGAAAUGUUGACCACAACCGCGAAAUUCAUGUUGGCUGUGAUCGGAUUGUUCAGCGUUAAGUUACUACACUACAUGAAACACUAUACACAAACAUACAAUACACAAAGUACAACAUAUUACAACACUAAAUAACAACUAGGUGAGAUUAAGGGGAAAAAUUACAGUCUUGUACAUUUUUCCAAUAUUUCUCUUCUCUGAAUGGUCGACCUGGUUCCAGAAUUCAAACUUUUUUUAUAAAUAUGUUUUUAUAUAAAUGUCGAUUGAGAAAAUUAAUGGGAAAUUUACUUUAGGAACCAGAGUGGUUCUAAAAGUGGACAAAUUGAGGGCACAGGGUUUAAAAGAUGCAGAGAUGUGAAGCAUUGUGGGAAAUGUAGUGUUUUUGGAGCUUUUGCUUCGUCCCUUGUGGGUUUUAUGAAGGUGCAAAGCAGCUGGAGUGACCCUUUAAUCGAGGUGCACAGUAAAACGCAGAAUUUGAAGGUUUGGGUUCAUGCUCAGUGUUAAACAAUGAGCUCGUCAUCGUUCUGCUCGAGACGAACGAGACGACGGCCGACUGCGUCAUUCCUGAUGUUCAGAGUGAAUGUGAAUGAAAGUAUUAUGAGUCACUGCUGAUACAAGCCUUCGUCUGCUGUGUAACAUGUGACUGAAAAACAAUCUGAUAUAUCGAAGACGAGCAGACUGAGGAACAUGGAGGAGAAGAUUCACCACAACAGGUGAAACCUGGAAAAAUCUGUAUUUAUGAGAAGGACAUAUUUUCUACAGUUAUGUGAAAAUGCCAAAAAGUUAAAAAAGAGUAGAAAACAUAGCAGGGCUGGAUGCUUGACUCAGAAGCGUCUUCUUUGGGUGUUUGUGCAGCGCGGAGGUUUCUGCCGACGACCACAAACCCAAACCUCUUUUUAGAUCCAACACUGACGACGUCGCAGCAGAAGAAGAAGUCGCCUUUCGGAUCAGUCUGUAGAUGUAACAGCCGCUAGUACAGAACAUGUCAACGAGCCUGUGACGCUUCGGUCACGAGUUUAACCGCUUGCAUGAAACUGCAUUUAUCGUCCAUGUGGUUUUGUCUACGGACUCUUUUUUGUGAGAAAUCUGUGUUUUGAUUGUUGGAUUUUUUAAAGAGUUUUUUCAUGAACUUUUAGUGUUUAACUUAAAGCUGUUGCUUUGGUAACGCGCUGUAUUACUGAUUUUUACUGUCACUUUGAGAAGCUGAGCUUCUUCAGCAGCUUCAACAUCGUACUGGUUCAUGUGAAGGUCUGAAACGUCACUGCACUUUUAAAAAAACUAUUUAAUGAUCUGUUUGGGAAAACUUGUUUCUGACCAUUUGAAAAAUCUCUUUUUUAUUUCUCACCCUGGGUCUUAUGUUUAUUAACGUGGGUAAAUGAAUGGUACUUACAAAAAUAUGUGCAGUAGAUCUUCUCUGCCAGCAGGAACGACACUGUGGCUACCAUGUAAUCGAAUGGGGAAACUGCGACAGUCCAAGAAAAGGCUCAAAUUAGGGACGAGUAUCGAAGUCAGACGCUUCAUCUACAUGGUCCAUGAUCAGAAGAAGAUGCAGACACACAACCUCUCGAGGCUGGAGAGUGAGACGUCUUGUUGUGUGAGACGUGUGACAUGUUGCCAGGCUCUUGGUGAAGACCCAGAAAAACUAUUUAAGCCUUUAAUUGGUGAAAAAAAAGAACUUUUAAAGAAUAUUUCCUAGACUGUCACAGUUGCCCCAUUAGAUUAGAUUGUACUGGCCCCGUGUCACAGCUGCCGGCAGAGACCAUCUACUGGAUCAAAUUAAAAAGUUUCAGUGAGAACCAUUAGUUUACUCUAUAAACAAAGGGGCCAGGUUAAAAAAUACUUGGAGGGUUUUUCUUUUUCUAAUGAGCUGCAGUAUCUUUGUCGCUCUGUAGGUGUCGCUCUACUUACAUUUAAAACAAGCACACUGAGGUGGAUGUCACUUUUGAAGGGUGACUUUAUUCUCCGGGGGGGAAAUUCUCUCGUUCCAAAGAUGAAUUAAUCGACUCCUCUCUGAGUUUAUUUUGCCGUAUCUGUUUGCGAAGGCUGCGUUAGCUUUGCAACCGAUGUCACUGCAGAUGUUUCCUUUGGUCCAAGUCGACCACGAAUCCCUGAAAACGUUCGAACUCCACUUUGUGUCUCAAAAGUGCCUUUAAGCACAAAACACGUAUUUUUAGCUUCUGUUGAUGAUUUGUUAAAAAACGAAACUGCAAAGUAAAGACAAGGGUUUGACAAAGUGCUUUUAAUGAUGCUUAAGACUAAAUCAGUGUUUUUAACCUGGAGGCCUUCAAAGUACUUUAACUCGUCUGUGUUGACGACGAGCGGGAAAACAAUUCGUGUUUUUAAUUAAACUUCUACUGAACAUUUACUCAUCGUUGUACAAUAGAUCACAUGAUAAAAACCUUUUACUUUUAUUCUUCAACAGAUUCAUCCUGCAUCUGUUUUUCUCUUCAGCAGAAAAGUGGAAAUGACUGAACUGUAAAAAAAGUUCUUUUUUUAAAAAUCUCACAAAAUUUCUCGUUUCUCCAAAGACAGAAAUAAUUUAACUGAAACUACAAAACUACAAAACAUAAUUUGUCAUUUCCUUCAUAAAUACACACAAGUUGUUGUAAUAAUAGAGAAGCACAUCUCCUCAGUUCAGUUAAAUUCACACUAUACAUUUUGUUCGCAGGUAAAAAGACGUCUUGAAAAAAAGUCUUCAAACUGAAUGACUUAAAAUAACAGUUUAAAUUAUUAUAUUGAGCGAUUGGUUUUUACUCUUAUUUAUAAUUUUUAAACAUGUCACUUGCAGCGAGACCCAGAAUUUAGAAACUACAAAAGUCACAAGUUUUUAAUAAAUCACAUGAUCUGGAUCAGCAGCAAGUUCAAGUUUGAACUUUUAAAAAAAACUUCUCCUUCCAUCGUCUGUAAAAGUUUUUUCAGUUAAAUCAACCGUGGAGGAAAAGUCCAUUAAGAGCUCAGAAAAAUGUCGUUUUUGAAAACAAAACAUUUCCAGACAUUGAAAUAUCGUCACUGAUAUUAUGAGGAAGAAAUGUUUAAAGAUCUAUUUCCUUUGUGACCUUGACACACAGACGUCUUUUGACCUGCGAACAUGAAUGUGUUUUCUGCCGAGUCCAGAGAGAGAAGAGAAUCGAGGGCUGACCAGAAACUGUAUCGUCCUGUUGUUCUGCUGUGUCUCUGUUUUCAGUCCCACCUGCAAUAAUAACAGUGCAGGUCCUAACAGCGGCCAUAAGGGGGCCCUGUCCCAUCUGCUGAUGGUGGGGGGGGGGAGGGCUGAACAAUCGCAGACCUCUGGUUCAAUUCAACCUUCAUUUCAAACAUUAAGACAAUCUCAGUUUUUGUUUCUCGAUGUAUUUAUAGAGGAUUUCCUCCAGUGUGGGGUCCGGGAGUUGGAGCCGUAUUGUUGCCAGUACUAUGUUGAUGUCAGACAAAGAUGUUUCCAUGAGGAUAAAUAUUCAUUUGAGCUCUGAGUAGUUAGUGGAAGUGUUUGAAAGGUCUGUAGCCAAACGUCGUGACUAAAUAACCUGCAGUUUGACUGUAAGCCCACAGAGACGAGCUGUUGUUCCCUGUAAAUGAAGUUUUCUGUGGUGAAUAGCUGUCGUUUAAAAAAAAAAGGAAAAACCUUUGCGCUGUGAUUGUUCUCAUGGUUUUUAUUGUUAUUUUCUAAAUGGUGAUCGUGUUGGUAUCGUGCCUCCCGCGAGGCCCCUGUACUCUCUGAUGGGCCGAUGCAUGCGUGUUCAAUCGUGCUGAUCUCAUUCCGGUGGCAGACGGAACCGCGAGGGAGGAACCGGCUCUCGGGACAUUACCAGGAACCUGAGCUGCGUUUCCCAGCUGAUUAAUAAAACAGAGAUAAUGGUUUUCUACUGUGAAAGAUUUAUCUCAACCGUCACACACUUUUCCUUUGAAUGUUAAUCUUCCCCCGAACAGGAGGAAAAGAAAAAGUGCCAUAAAACUGCUGUUUGUUCCUUUUGUUCUCGGUGUUUUUACUGCAAAGCAUGAAACGUUAGAUCUGGAGCUGUUCCGGUGGUGGCUGUUCUCCAGUGCUUCGUGGUGCUCGGCGGUGUGGCUGAAUGUAAACGUGACUUAAAGCACUCGGCUGUGAGCCCGCUUCGCUCAGCAGCUUCUUGUUCUUCAUCUCCACUGCACCGUUUCUCUUCUGUUCUGCACAGGAGAAGGUUUCUUUUUGUACAUUAUAUAAAUAUCGAACAAUAAAUGUUUCUAACUUGU
Molecule: messenger RNA, 6822 nt
Organism: Hippoglossus stenolepis (Pacific halibut)
Lineage: Eukaryota; Metazoa; Chordata; Actinopteri; Pleuronectiformes; Pleuronectidae
Gene: adcyap1r1b
Product: adenylate cyclase activating polypeptide 1b (pituitary) receptor type I
Exons: 14
Coding region: 375-1892 (505 amino acids)
Biological process (GO): adenylate cyclase-modulating G protein-coupled receptor signaling pathway; cell surface receptor signaling pathway
Cellular component (GO): plasma membrane; neuron projection
Molecular function (GO): G protein-coupled peptide receptor activity; peptide hormone binding; vasoactive intestinal polypeptide receptor activity
Source: RefSeq, a predicted model, not a curated record